GCUAGGUUUUGAACACUUUGGCAGGUCAUUGGCACUUUGUGAUGUUGACAGUGGUUUACUUUUUGGUUAUUAUUGCUAAAUUUGUAUUGUUCAUGUUUUUGGUAAAUAAGCGCUAAAACAAUGUUCAAUCGUCUGAAAAGUGCUGUUAUUGGUGCAGUGAACGGACUAGAAUCCGCCAAUGGAGCCAUUGAAGGGACACAUUACAACAAAACGACUUUGGCCCCAAAAUUCCCUUAUGGAAGGCCCCAUUUUCUCAGUCUCGGCGACGACGAGGUACAAAUGAGCGCUGAUCACAAACUCAGGCCCAUAAUUCACCCCAGCAAACCACUGCCGCAUGAUACAGGCUAUGCAGAGUGUGUUAAUGCUGGCAAAUCCCGAUGGAAUGAAGAUCAAGCUGUCUAUAGGCAGGGUAUUUUAAGCAAGGCAACACCAAAUGAAGAUGGAUCUGUUCAGAAAUUUGCAAUACCUUACACAUAUUAUGGGAUUUUUGAUGGGCAUGCAGGUGUAGGGGCUGCUCUGUGUGCAGCUUUUCAGUUACACCAUAUAAUACAUGAGAAACUUGUUGAUGCUCAAGACGACAUAUGGGUUAGUUUUUCCAAAAAAAACCUGCCCUGUAAACCUAGAGAUUUGCUAAUUAUUGGAGCACUAGAAUCAGCAUUUAAGGAAAUGGAUCAGCUGCUAUCAGAAGACCGCAACAAAUAUCAGGCGGCUGGAGGAUGCACCGCACUAGUGGCAUUAUUUAUUUUAGGCAAAUUAUAUGUAGCGAAUGCCGGUGAUUCGCGAGCAAUAAUUUGCAAAAACGAUAAAUAUUCUCCUAUGUCUAUGGAUUUCACGCCAGAGAACGAGAGAGAUCGCAUCCGAAGACUUGCUCAAGAACAACCCUCCUUGCUAGGAAACGAAUUCACUGCCAAAGAAUACAUAGGCAGUCCGAAGUCGGGAGAUUUAGGAAAAACAGUAAUGUUCCGGGACGCCUAUAUGAAAGGAUGGGCCUAUAAAACACUCCAGCCUGAAGAUCUGAGAGUUUCCGUAAUAACGGGUCGUGGAAAAAGGAGCAGAGUAAUGGGAACAAUUGGUGUGACUCGUGGGUUUGGUGACCACGACUUAACGGCAGUCUAUCAAAAAUUACCAAUCAAACCAUUCCUUUCAUCGCACCCAGAAGUUCAAGUGCAUUUGCUAUCAGCAGCUGAUGAUAAAGAAGUUUUGGUCAUGGGCACAGAUGGUCUUUGGGACGUCGUAGACGGCCAUAAAGCAGCUGACAUAGUGGCAAAGUCUAUAAACGCUUUUGAGGACAAAAAAUUCGUGAGUGCUGCUACUUGUUUAGUUGGUUACGCCAGAGGCUCCCUCAACAAUUCCUGGAUGCUCAAAGAGGGAAAACCUGCGUCAUGUGAUGAUAUAUCAGUAUUUGUUAUUCCUUUGUUACCUUACCAAGUUGAGUAUGAAGAACUGCUUAAGAAGUGCUUUUUAAAUGAAACUAGUGAAACUUCAAGUGAUGAAAAUAUUGAAACUGCAAAGUGAGUAUUAGUUUAUUGCGAUUAACGCUAGUUUGUUUGAGUUUGUAUAGAGAGGCUACAAAUUUGGAUCUCUGUUUUCUCACAAUUUGUAAAUUUGUAUUAGCAAUUUGAACAAAUAUUUAUCAAGAAUUUUUAUUUUCGUCUAGAAAUCUAGGACAUUAGAUUUAUUUCGUUGAAUAGUGCAAUAAUAUAUUGUAAAAAUUUGGCGCACUUAUUUUCAAUUCCAAAAUUUCCGGUUGCAUUUAUUUUUUGUGACAUUAUUUGACAGAAUCGCCCUUUUAAUUUGUGUUCAAGUAAUGUUUACUAUAUUUGUAUUGUGAUAUAGUUGUUUCUAAUAUACUUUACUGAAAAUA
Molecule: messenger RNA, 1864 nt
Organism: Dendroctonus ponderosae (mountain pine beetle)
Lineage: Eukaryota; Metazoa; Arthropoda; Insecta; Coleoptera; Curculionidae
Product: protein phosphatase 1H
Exons: 6
Coding region: 121-1515 (464 amino acids)
Biological process (GO): protein dephosphorylation
Molecular function (GO): protein serine/threonine phosphatase activity; cation binding
Source: RefSeq, a predicted model, not a curated record